This is a messenger RNA of Pseudoliparis swirei, 3295 nucleotides long. RefSeq names its product tyrosine-protein phosphatase non-receptor type 1-like. Gene Ontology annotation, molecular function: protein tyrosine phosphatase activity. The coding region runs from base 175 to 1482 and encodes 435 amino acids. The record is from RefSeq and is a predicted model, not a curated record. Lineage: Eukaryota; Metazoa; Chordata; Actinopteri; Perciformes; Liparidae. The transcript is spliced from 9 exons. Gene Ontology annotation, biological process: protein dephosphorylation.
AGAGGUAGCUCGGUAAUCUACGCCGUCGUACGGAGAAUUACAGGAUAUUGACGGAACAAUCGGCAGCUAUUGCGGGACAGUGUUAAGGGUACACUUUGUUCAAUCGGCGGGGAGCUGCGGUUGGCCAUUUCUGGGGAAGAAGAAGAAGAAGGAGUGGCAGCUGGACUGUCAGCAAUGGAAGCCGAGUUUCGGGAAAUCGACGAAAACGGGAGUUGGAACGCCAUCUACCAGGAGAUUCGCCAGCAGUCAUGUGAACUCCCGUGCACAGUUGCCAAAUUGCCUGAAAACAAGAAUCGGAAUCGUUACAGAGAUGUUAGCCCAUUUGACCACAGCAGAAUAUGCCUGCAGCUUGGAACCAAUGACUACAUUAAUGCCAGCCUCAUAACAGUAGAAGAGGCACAGAGGAAAUAUAUCCUCACUCAGGGACCCCUUCCAAAUACAUGUGGCAACUUCUGGGAGAUGGUGUGGGAGCAGAGGACCCACGGCGUCGUGAUGCUGAACCGAGUCAUCGAGAAAGGAUCUGUCAAAUGUGCCCAAUAUUGGCCACAGAGAGAGGAGAGAGCUGCUAUCUUUGAAGAUGCCAAUUAUAAGGUCACCCUUAUUUCAGAAGACAUCAAGUCUUCCUACACAGUCCGUCAGCUGGAGCUGGAAAAUCUGUUGACUGAUGAGACUCGGGAGGUUUUACAUUUUCACUACACCACCUGGCCUGACUUCGGGGUACCAGAGUCUCCUGCCUCCUUCCUCAACUUCCUGUUCAAGGUGCAGAAGUCGGGCUGUCUGAAUUCCGACCAGGGACCAGUGGUGGUGCACUGCAGCGCUGGCAUCGGGCGCUCUGGGACCUUUUGUCUGGUGGACACGUGCCUGUUAUUGAUGGCCAGCCGUAAGGACCCGUCUUCAGUUCGUAUUCGUGACGUGCUGCUGGAGAUGCGACGCUAUCGCAUGGGCUUGAUUCAGACCGCAGAUCAACUUCGAUUCUCCUACCUCGCUGUCAUCGAAGGUGCCAAGUACAUCAAGGGAGAUAUGUCUCUGCAGGAGUCCUUGAAAGAGCUGUCAAACGAGGAAGAUGAUCCUCCAGAGUUCACCCCUCCGCCGCCGCUUCCUCCACCCAGAGACCCUCACAACGGCAAAGUUGAGCCGUCCUUCUUUCCCGAAAACGAUGAGAUCCUCCAACAGAUGGAGAUCCGCAGUCUGGGGUCCUCACAAGAGCCGGAGCUGCGAAAGAGGAACAUUGCUGCCCCCCAGCCUCCUCCUGGUGGCGCUGAUCAGCUCCGUGGCCACAUCGGAACCGCAGAUCACGACUCCAACGCUCCAAUGAAAUCCCAGCAGCAGGAGACGGAGGAGCUGGAGUUGCCCGAGGCAGCGGAGCCGCCCAAGGAAAGCUCCCCUGUGCCGGGGACCUGGUCCCCUCUACUAACCAACGUGUGCCUGUGCACGGCACUGGUCCUCAGUGCGUAUGUCUGUUAUCGAGCCUGUUUCCACUGAUGUCUGUCCCUCCUCCUCCUUUUUGUUGCUCUCUGUCUCUCCACUGAUGUUGCAAAGUGGACGAGGCUGGCCAGCCAGCCCGCUUCGACUUUGGGUUUACUCUACGAGUGAUGGGAUUAUUUGGACUUCAGCAGAUUCAGGUUCACUCGUUUAUUUUACAAAUGCAGUGCGAAGGGGUCGGCUUGUUGGGAAUAACGGGCCGCCAAUCCUCAUCACCCACCCAAACGUUCUUUCCAUAUGUCGUCAUGAAUGCUCAGGGCCUUUUAGUUUUUUCAGGUGUCCCGUCCCAAAAUACGCGCGCCGACUUAAACACAGACUCGACAGGCAAUGUCUGUUGAGGAAAAAAAGGUUUUUAUUUUCACUCCCCAGUUCUGUGAACCAGGAUGAAUGGCCUGCCAGCCCAUUUUACUCGGGUCUCCUCUCUUAUUUACCAAAUGACACUUGUAUGUGUUCUUCCAUUUUAACCUGUACUAAGGCGUCCGUUAGGAUUUCACAUUUAAUUUCCACCUUUUUCUUUAUAUUGUCUCCAGAAAUGAUCAGAAGUCAUAGAGCCAGAUUUUUUGACCAGAAACCUUUUAGUUCGUUUGUUGUGGUUCAAUAUUUAACCCGACAGUAAGGUGAAGGAUGUGACAGGAAGAGGGAAGCAAGCCUGUGCCACUAGAUAAGAGAUGCAUGCUGGGGCGGGCGUUGAAUUAUCCGUCCUCACUGGUGGCCUGUGUAGGUCUGCAGGAGGCAGCAUGCUGAGUGUGUGUGUGUUUGUGUAUGGACAUGUGCGCGAGUGGUCGUUAGUGGAGCUUUCUACUGAUGCUCGAGUUAAAUCUCCUCGGUGAGAAAUAUUAAUAUAACAUUUUUCAGUACGUCAGAUGUGAGAUGUAGACUGAGUUGCCUUCUGCUAGUGGAUUCCCGCUGCGUCUCUUUCUCCCUGGUGGCUCAACAGGGACACAGGAGAGUAUUUCAAACAAACAAAACGGUGCAGGCACAGGGUGGUUUGUCUCUUUCUCCAUUUGCGUGGCAUUCCCAAAGGGCCAGCGGUGGCGAGGUAAUAACACCUGGCUUUUGCCGGUCAGUGUUUUUCAGUCACGGUGGUUUGAAUUGUGUGGAGGCUUUUCAUGCCAGGAGAAUGUAACAAAACCCCAAUGACACCGUUGUAUCUCUACGUGUGUUAAAUUACACACAAGAAUGCCAGCUUAUUGUGACACAAAGUAGCUCACACCCGACUCUUUUCGCCAGCAAUAAAUAAUACUGACUAAUGUGUCACCCCUUUACUUUGUCAAGCUCUUGAGGUUGAAUGGGGAACCAGGGUCUUUUGAACAAACCAAAAAUCAAACACCAGCACAGGGAUGAAAACAAUACACUGUAGCAAUGAACUGUUGUAUCAUGGCGUGGCCCUGAGCUGGCAAUAUUGUUUUGUAUGAUUAACUUUUUUUUAUUUUUAAGCAUGCUGCAUUUGUGAGUCAACAGGUUUGUCCUAAAAAGAGAUUAGCUAAACUGCUAGCAUUCAGUUUACCUUUGUGACUCAACAAAGUGCAGUUGUCUGUCAGUCUGACAGCUGUACUUUUCUUUAGAAUGUAUAAACGUCCUCAACAAGGACACACCCUUACUAGAUAUAUAUAUAUAUAUUUUUCAAAUCAUGUUUCAAUGUUCUGAGUUAUUAUUUUUUUUGUUCUGCUUUAGCAAGGGAUUCAAUCUCGGCACCCGUGCAGCCAUCGCACCAGGUUUUCCUGUUUUUUCUACUUAUGCUGAGCUCAAAAACAUGUAUUUUUUUAUUUACAUUUGUUGUUUUACUUUUUAAAUAAACAAAAACAAAAAACAA